AUCUAAGUGGUUCUUGUCAAGUGUGUCUUGUUGCAGCGUUCGACCUUCGUCCUGGGAAGAGCUCUGCAUCAAUGGCGGGGAUCAGCAGCUCCACAGCUCUCUCUUUCACCAGCAGCAACGUAGGGACAAAGAGGCUGAAACCGGAGAUUCGGUCGAGAAGGAGUGUGUCCGGUGGCCGGAGAAAUCUGAGGGUAACGGCGGAGGUGAAGUUCGUGAACGGGGAGGAAGCGAAGCAGCUAAUAGCAGUGGAAGGAUACGCGGUGGUAGAUGUGAGGGACAAGACCCAGUUCGAGAGAGCUCAUAUCAAGUCUUGCCACCAUGCCCCUCUCUUCAUCGAGAAUCAAGACAACGACCUCGGGACGAUAGUUAAGAGGACACUGCACAAUAACUUCUCGGGUCUGUUCUUUGGGCUACCGUUCACGAAACUAAACCCGGAGUUUGUCCGAGCCGUUAGGAGCCAGUUUUCUCCUGAAAGCAAACUCUUACUCGUCUGCCAAGAAGGCCUUAGAUCUGCGGCUGCGGCUAACCAGUUGGAGAAAGCCGGUUUCGAGAACAUUGCCUGCGUAACGUCAGGGCUUCAAUCUGUCAAACCAGGGACAUUUGACUCGGUGGGUUCGACCGAGUUGCAGGACGCAGGCAAGGCUGGGCUGGUGACGAUACAAGGCCAGAUCUCGGCGGUCCUUGGAACUGUGCUCGUUUGUGCGUACUUGUUCAUCACCCUCUUCCCGGACCAAGCAGCUAAGUUACUUCCUCCGAGCUAGGAGACCGAACCCUAGUGGAAUGAUCGCUUUUGUCCUGUUAGAUGUAAAGGGGAAAACACUCCAAAGAAAAAAAAAAAAUAGAGGGCCAUUGUUUGGUAACA
Tarenaya hassleriana is the source of this 862-nucleotide messenger RNA. Its product is annotated as rhodanese-like domain-containing protein 9, chloroplastic. The record is from RefSeq and is a predicted model, not a curated record. The coding region runs from base 72 to 761 and encodes 229 amino acids. Gene Ontology annotation, cellular component: chloroplast. The transcript has 6 exons. NCBI's taxonomy places the organism in Eukaryota, Viridiplantae, Streptophyta, Magnoliopsida, Brassicales, Cleomaceae.